Centropristis striata (black sea bass) is the source of this 8045-nucleotide messenger RNA. It is a transcript of the gene cacna1bb, whose product is annotated as calcium channel, voltage-dependent, N type, alpha 1B subunit, b. Bases 44 to 7816 code for a protein of 2590 amino acids. NCBI's taxonomy places the organism in Eukaryota, Metazoa, Chordata, Actinopteri, Perciformes, Serranidae. Gene Ontology annotation, cellular component: neuronal cell body; membrane; voltage-gated calcium channel complex. Gene Ontology annotation, biological process: chemical synaptic transmission; calcium ion import across plasma membrane. The transcript is spliced from 50 exons. The record is from RefSeq and is a predicted model, not a curated record. Gene Ontology annotation, molecular function: high voltage-gated calcium channel activity.
CGAUAAUUGAAUCAGAGACAUUUCUCCUGCAGCCGUGAAGACGAUGUCUGAUAACGAGUUCCUGACUGGCAGCACAGGAAGCUGCAGCCUUUCCGCAUUCCAAGGAGGCAGGAGAAAGUUUUUCUUUUGGAGUUUGGCGCCCCGGUGUCACACAGAUACAGGCAGAAUAUAUGAACCGGAGGGUAACAACAGCUGCUUUACUCCACCGGAGAGCAUCAUGAGGAGGAACCUGCCUUACUACUCCCGCUGGGCCGAGAGACGCUCUACCGUGGUCUAUGCGGUCCGAGCAGCCACCCUGGGCUCCUGGAGGAUGCUCACCCUGGGGGCGGAGUACGAGGACACCUGGGCUGUGGCACCUGACAAGGGGGGCCGUCCCGGUCCCGGUCCCGGUAAGCAGCAGCGGCGGGUAGAGGAGGAGGAGGAGGAGGAGGACCCGGGGCCUGCGGACACCGGCCCUGGAGCCCCGCUGGAGCCGUCAUGGAGCGCCUGUAAGCCGGACUCACAGCAGCAGUAUGACGCCGUGUUCCACCUGGACGGAGCCGCGAGGACAGGCGGCCUACGUCACAUGUUUAGGAAGCACGAGACGGUAAACGGCACGACGAGGCCACGUGGGAUGGCUCGCUUCGCAGAAGAUCUUCCCACCCGCUAUGGAGGAGGAGGAGGUGGAGGAGGAGGAGGCGGUGCAGGCGGCGGAGGGAGAGGCGGACCGGGCGCCGGGAGAGGGGGAGCCCGGGGUGGAGGAGGUGGAGGUGGUGUUGGUGGCGCUCCGGGUGGCCAGAGGGUGUACAAGCAGUCCAUGGCCCAGAGAGCCCGGACCAUGGCCAUCUACAACCCGAACCCCGUCAAACAGAACUGCCUCACCGUCAACCGCUCCCUCUUCAUCUUCCGAGAGGACAACCUCAUCAGGAAGUAUGCAAAGCGAAUAACAGAGUGGCCUCCAUUCGAGUACAUGAUCCUGGCUACAAUCAUAGCUAACUGCAUCGUCCUGGCCCUGGAGCAGCAUCUACCUGAGAGCGACAAGACGCCCAUGUCAGAACGCCUGGACGACACAGAGCCCUACUUUAUUGGAAUAUUCUGUUUCGAGGCCGCCAUUAAGAUCAUCGCCCUGGGCUUCGCCUUUCACAAAGGCUCCUACCUCCGCAACGGCUGGAAUGUAAUGGACUUCGUGGUGGUCCUGACGGGGAUCUUGGCCACGGUGGGUUCAGACUUCGACCUGAGAACUCUGCGGGCGGUCAGAGUCCUCAGACCUCUGAAACUGGUGUCAGGAAUCCCCAGUCUGCAGGUGGUGCUGAAGUCCAUCAUGAAAGCCAUGGUUCCUCUGCUGCAGAUCGGCCUGCUGCUCUUCUUCGCCAUCGUAAUGUUCGCCAUCAUCGGCGUAGAGUUUUACAUGGGAAAGUUCCACACCACCUGCUUCAAGAUCGAGACCGGUGAGAGAGCAGCAGAGUAUCCUUGUGGUCUGGAGCCCCCGGCCCGGCUCUGCCCUAACGGGACCGUGUGCAGAGAAUACUGGACUGGACCUAAUUUUGGCAUCACCAACUUUGACAACAUCCUGUUUGCGGUGCUGACGGUGUUCCAGUGCAUCACCAUGGAGGGCUGGGUGGACAUCCUCUACAACACCAACGACGUAGCAGGAAACACGUGGAACUGGCUCUACUUCAUCCCCCUCAUCAUCAUCGGAUCCUUCUUCAUGCUCAACCUGGUGCUGGGUGUCCUGUCAGGAGAGUUUGCCAAAGAGAGGGAGCGCGUGGAGAAGAGGCAGGAGUUCCUGAAGCUCCGGAGGCAGCAGCAGAUCGAGAGGGAGCUCACUGGAUACUUGGAGUGGAUCUGCAAAGCAGAGGAGGUGUUGCUGGAGGAGGAGGAUGAGAUUGCAGAGGAGAAGUCCCCGCUGGACGGAGCGUGGUACAAGAGGAAACAAAACCUUCCAGUCCUGAAACGAGGCAAAGUGAAGAAAGGAAAGAACGACCUGAUCGGAGCCGAGGAGGGAGACGAUCCCUUCGCUGACAUCUCCUCCGUCCCUCCUCCCGGCUCUCCGUUCGGGCGCUCCAGUGUGAAGAGCGUUGGGAAGCUGGACUCGUCUUCGUACUUCAGACGUAAAGAGAAGAGAACCCGGUUCUUCAUCCGCCGCAUGGUGAAGGCUCAGAGCUUCUACUGGAUCGUUCUCUGUCUGGUGGGACUCAACACGCUGUGUGUCGCCAUCGUUCACUACGACCAGCCGGACUGGCUGACCAGAGCCCUCUACACAGCAGAGUUUGUGUUCCUGGGUUUGUUCCUGACUGAGAUGUCUCUGAAGAUGUACGGCCUCGGAGCCAGGAACUACUUCCACUCCUCCUUCAACUGCUUCGACUUUGGGGUGAUUGUGGGGAGUAUCUUCGAGGUGAUCUGGGACAUGAUUAAACCAGGAGCAUCGUUUGGGAUCAGUGUGUUGAGAGCUCUGAGACUGCUCCGGAUAUUUAAAGUCACCAAAUAUUGGAACUCUCUGAGGAACCUGGUGGUUUCCCUCCUCAACUCCAUGAAGUCCAUCAUCAGCUUGCUCUUCCUCCUCUUCCUCUUCAUCGUGGUCUUCGCUCUGCUGGGCAUGCAGCUCUUCGGAGGACAGUUUAACUUUGAAGAUGAGACGCCAACAACAAACUUUGAUACGUUCCCAGCAGCCAUCCUCACCGUGUUCCAGAUUCUGACUGGCGAGGACUGGAACGCCGUGAUGUACCACGGGAUCGAGUCUCAAGGUGGCGUCCGCCGCGGCAUGUUCUCCUCCGUCUACUUCAUCGUCCUCACGCUCUUUGGAAACUACACCCUGCUGAACGUCUUCUUGGCCAUCGCUGUCGAUAACCUCGCUAACGCACAGGAGCUCACUAAGGAUGAAGAGGAGCAGGAGGAGGCAGCCAAUAAGAAGCUGGCGCUGCAGAAAGCUCUGGAGGUGAAGGAGGUCAGCCCCAUGUCUGCAGCUAAUAUCUCCAUCUCUGCUUUUGUAAAGCAAAAUCGAGAUGCACUCUCUCGCAGGUCGUCCAUCAACAGCAUUCAGUCACCUAAGGAGCAGCAGCGCUCCUCCAAGUCCAUGUCGGUGUGGGAGCAGAGGACCAACCAGCUGAGGAGGCACAACAUGAGGUCCAGCAGCGAGGCGCUGUUCAACGAGCUGGACCCCGAGGAGCGCCUCCAGGUCUCCUCCGCCCUCCACCUGCACCCCGACAUGAAGACCCACCUGGACCGGCCCCUGGUGGUGGACCCCAAGAACGGAGAAGGAGGAGGAGGAGGAGGAGGAGGCCGGGGGGAGGAGGCGCCGCCGGGGGAGGAGAACUUCCACACUCACUCCAGGAGGCACCACCGGCACCGAGACCGGAGCAACGGAGACGGAGGAGGAGGCGAGGGCCGGGUCGGAGGGAGGCACCACACACACCACAGCAGGAGCAGGGACCACAACAACAGUGAGGGCCCCCAGACGAGGGAGAGGAGAGGGGGGAGCAGAGACAGCCGAGAAGGAGGUCCGGGGCUCAGGCACCAUCACCAGGCCGGAUCCCCCGAGGAGGAGGUGAAUAAUGAGGAGAGAGGGCAUCGACACCAUCACUCCCACCGGCCACCGAAGGAGGGAAAUGGGAUGAUAGCAAACGGAGCUCAGGGGGAGCGCCGGGGGAGAGGAGGAGGAGGAGGAGGAGGAGGAGGAGGAGGAGGAGGAGACAGUAACGGGGAGAGGAAGGGACGCUGCUCCCGUAUGGUCAGAGCUCAGUCUACUCUGGACGGAGACGACUGUAGGAGGAGCAAGAAUGGAACUAAAAGUCACAGGGAGAGACAGCAGGACGGGGAGGAGGACGGCCUCUCCUCCAGCCCUCUGCAGCCCAGGAGGAGCACCCUGAGUCUGGGGGAGAAGCAGGAGGACGCCGACAACCAGAAGAACUCCACCAGAGCCAGCCAGGCCGGCCUCAACAGCAACACCAUCCACAUCCCCGUCACCAUCACCGCCCCGCCCGGAGAAACCACCAUCAUCCCCAUGAACAAUAUCGACUGCGACAACUUCGGCCUGAGUGAGGAGAAGAAGGAGCUGGAGGAGGAGGAGGCGGCUAAUGGGCCUCGGCAGAUCCUCCCCUACAGCUCCAUGUUCAUCUUCGGACAAACAAACCCGGUGAGGAGGCUGUGUCACUACGUGGUGAACCUUCGCUACUUUGAGAUGUGCAUCCUGAUGGUGAUCACCAUGAGCAGCAUCGCUCUGGCAGCUGAAGACCCAGUACAGUCCAACGCUCCACGCAACAACGUCCUCAAGUAUCUGGACUACGUCUUUACGGGAGUCUUCACUUUUGAGAUGGUGAUUAAGAUGAUAGAUCUGGGUCUGCUGCUCCAUCCUGGUUCGUACUUCCGGGACCUUUGGAACAUUCUGGACUUCAUCGUGGUCAGCGGCGCUCUGGUGGCCUUCGCCUGCUCAGGGACCAAAGGCAAGGACAUCAACACCAUCAAGUCCCUGAGGGUCCUCAGAGUCCUGCGGCCACUCAAGACCAUUAAACGCCUCCCCAAGCUCAAGGCGGUAUUCGACUGUGUUGUGAACUCUCUGAAGAACGUUCUGAACAUCCUCAUCGUCUACAUCCUCUUCAUGUUCAUCUUCGCCGUCAUCGCUGUGCAGCUCUUUAAGGGCAAAUUCUUCUACUGCACAGACGAGUCCAAAGGUCUGGAGAAAGACUGCAGGGGUCAGUUUCUGGACUAUGAAAAGGAUGGCGUGGAAGCUCAGCCCAGAGAGUGGAAGAAGUACGAGUUCCACUACGAUAACGUUCUCUGGGCCUUCCUGACGCUCUUCACCGUGUCCACCGGAGAGGGCUGGCCACUGGUCUUGAAACAUUCUGUGGACGCCACUUACGAGGACCAGGGUCCCAGCCCUGGCUUCCGCAUGGAGACAUCCAUCUUUUAUGUGGUCUACUUCGUGGUGUUCCCUUUCUUCUUUGUCAACAUAUUUGUGGCUUUGAUCAUCAUCACGUUCCAGGAGCAGGGAGACAAGGCCAUGUCGGAGUGCAGCCUGGAGAAGAACGAGAGGGCUUGUAUCGACUUUGCCAUCAACGCCAGGCCGCUGACGAGAUACAUGCCAGAGAACAAGCAGUCCUUCCAGUACAAGAUGUGGAAGUUUGUGGUGUCGCCUCCGUUCGAGUACGCCAUCAUGACUCUAAUCGCUCUCAACACAGUCGUGCUGAUGAUGAAGUUCUACGGAGCUCCAGACCUGUACGAGUCCAUGCUGAAAUACUUAAACAUCGUCUUCACAGCGCUCUUCACACUGGAGUGCAUCCUCAAGAUUAUUGCCUUCGGUCCACUGAACUACCUGAAAGCAGCCUGGAACGUGUUUGACUUUGUGACGGUGCUCGGCAGCAUCACAGACAUCCUGGUCACAGAGAUCAAGGACAAGAUGAUCAACUUGAGUUUUCUGAGGCUGUUCAGAGCAGCUCGUCUCAUCAAGCUGCUCCGUCAGGGCUACACCAUCCGCAUCCUGCUCUGGACCUUCGUCCAGUCCUUCAAGGCUCUGCCGUACGUCUGUCUGCUCAUCGCCAUGUUGUUCUUCAUCUACGCCAUCAUUGGGAUGCAGGUGUUUGGGAACAUCGAGCUGAACGACGAUACCGCAAUAAAUCACCACAACAACUUCCAGACCUUUUUCCAGGCCUUGACUCUUCUCUUCAGGAGUGCGACCGGCGAGACGUGGCAUGAGAUCAUGCUGGCGUGUCUCAGUAACCGGCCCUGUGACAGACUCUCAGGAACAGCAGGGAAGGAGUGUGGGAGCGACUUCGCCUACUUCUACUUCGUCUCCUUCAUCUUCCUCUGCUCCUUCCUGAUGUUGAACCUGUUUGUUGCCGUCAUCAUGGACAACUUUGAGUAUCUGACGCGGGACGCCUCCAUCCUGGGACCUCAUCACCUCGAUGAAUUCAUCCGCGUGUGGGCGGAGUACGACCCCGCUGCCUGCGGGAGGAUUUGCUAUCAGGAUAUGUACAAAUUGUUGCGUUUUAUCUCCCCUCCCCUGGGCCUGGGCAAGAAGUGCCCCAACAGGGUGGCUUAUAAGCGGUUGGUGAAGAUGAACAUGCCGAUCGCUGAAGACAAGACGGUUCAUUUCACGUCGACGCUGAUGGCUCUGAUCCGCACGGCGCUGGAGAUCAAACUGGCCUCCGGCGUUCUGGCUCAGCAUCUGUGUGACGCCGACCUGAAGAGGGAGAUCAACCGAGUCUGGCCGAACCUGUCGCAGAAGACUGUCGACCUGCUGGUGACGCCGCCCAAAUACAAUGAGCUGACGGUGGGGAAAGUCUACGCUGCUCUCAUGAUCUUUGACUAUUAUAAACAGACGUGUGUUAAGAGACUCCAGCAGCAGAACUCCACAGGAGGACCUCAGAGUAAACUGGGAGCGUUGUUCCGACCUGUUCUGGCCAUCACUCACAUCCAUGGGGCGGAGCCGAGGAUCUGCAGCCCCAAACAGCCGUUUCCACUCGAGCCGAAGCCUGAAGCCAAAGCAGAGCCGCUGCCCUCCACCACCAUCCCCUCCACCCUGCCCUCCCCCCUCCCCCCGGUUAACAGGGACGCCAUUUUAAACCAGAGAAGUGCCAUCAAACAUUCCCAGUCUGGAGACGUUUCUCAGGCAGCGCAGCAGAGACCCAAAGGACGGAGGAAACUCCAGAGAGGCCAGUCGGAGGACGUCCCGUACUCCACCAGACCUCAGGAAUAUGUUGAACUGAAGCAGGUGGAGAACACCUCAGACUCAGAGACGUAUCCGAGCCUGGAGGGCCACAACAGGGCGGCGUCUCUGCCCCGCCUCAACGCUGAGUACUACCGGAGCCACCCUCGCCACGCCCCCGGGACCCACCUGGCACCCAUCGUGGACCUCAGCCCCAUCAGGCGCUCCGCCUCCUCUCUGACUCCUCAGCUGAGGGAGUUUGACCUGGAGCGUCCGGGCGGGGCCCCCCAGUCCUCGGGGGGGCCGGGCCAGGGGCCGGAGAGGGCCCACCACCACCACCACCACCACCGCUGCCACCGACGCAGAGACAAGGACAAAGACAAGAAGCAGAAGUCUCUGGACAGAGCUUCAUCGGUGCAGCCGUCCAGCACCGUCGAUUCGUUCACCGACCCGUCGGCUGAAGGUUUGUCCAGAGAGCGAGCGAGGGAGCGUGACCGGAGCCGUCCUCAUGAGAGGAGGCACCACUCCUCCGCCGGGGAGAAGCAGCGCUACUACUCCUGUGAGCGUUACGGCAGCAGGGAGCAGUGUCACACCAAGUCAGCCGGGCCGAGUCGCUCCACGUCUCCUGGAGAGGGACAGGAGGCGGCUUUCAGACAGCAUGGUAGCAGUGUGGUGAAAGCUGGAGCAGGAACUCUCCCGUCUGGGUCGAGUACUCCGGGUCGUGGUCGCCGGCAGCUCCCCCAGACGCCCCUCACCCCUCGCCCUGCCGUGACCUACAAGACCGCCAACUCCUCGCCUCUCCCGCCCGUCGCUCCGAUGGGACACCAGACUCGCUUCAGCCGUGGCCUUUCAGAGCACGAACGCUUGUACUGGGGCCCGGACGAGUCCCCGGUCCCGGUCACCCGCAUCGGUUCGGACCCCAACCUAAACCGGCAGCAGCAGGCGCUUCUGGAGGAAGACUUCCAGGACACAGUGAGCAGCCUGGGAGGGGGCCGCUCCGCCAGGACCGCCACCGCCACCACAGCCUCAGCGUCACACGGGACGGCUGCUGCGCCCGCCACAGCCGCCGCCACACAGGGUCGGGCCGGGGUGGUGCCCAACGGGUUCCACUUCACCCUCGGGGUCAACUCCGCAUCUGGGCCGGGGGGCCGGGGAACAGGAAGUCUCAGGGAGCGGGAGGAGGAGGACUGGUGCUAACGGGGAGGUCCAGAGCUGUGAUCCGAUACCCAUACUUCCUGUUCUUACUAUACUUAGUUUGAGUACGCAGCGUGUUCCGAUUCCGAUCGCAGCGAAAAGAAGUGUACCUAAUCAUUACCUGCAGUCUCUCCCAGCUGCAGAGCCGGAGGGGAUGCUAACCCCUUAGCGUCCAGUCUGCAAAUUGCUAAUAGGCUAACAGUUAGCUCUGUAGCAGUACAGUGUGUAUGUG